Molecule: messenger RNA, 1559 nt
Organism: Hipposideros armiger (great roundleaf bat)
Lineage: Eukaryota; Metazoa; Chordata; Mammalia; Chiroptera; Hipposideridae
Gene: TMEM95
Product: transmembrane protein 95
Exons: 6
Coding region: 1-825 (274 amino acids)
Biological process (GO): fusion of sperm to egg plasma membrane involved in single fertilization
Cellular component (GO): acrosomal membrane; sperm plasma membrane
Source: RefSeq, a predicted model, not a curated record
AUGUGGAUGUUGACACUAGGUGGGGUUUUCCUGGCAGCUUCUCAGGCCUGUGUCUUCUGCCGUCUCCCAUCCCGACACUUAUCAGGCCGCCUGGCUCAACUCUGCAGCCAGAUGGGGGCCCCGUGGAAGGACUGUAAAGCCUCCUGGAACUUCUCAGCCUUUGCCUUAGAUGAAGUGUCCAUGAACAAAGUCACAGAGAAGACUCACAGAGUUCUGAGGGUCAUGGAGAUCAAAAAGUCUGUCUCCUCACUCCCUUCAUAUUGGCAAUGGCUUCAAAAGAUCAAGCUCCCUGAGUACACCAGGGAAGCUCUCUGCGCCCCCACCUGCCGGGGCAGCACCAUCCUGUACAACUGCUCCACCUGCGAGAGCUUUGAAGUGCACUGUUGGCCGCAAAAGCGCUGCUUCCCAGGUCCUUACUCCCCACCCUUGCCUGACCUCACCCAGAUCUCUGAGCUCUUAGGUGUCCCCCCCAACACCACCACCCCCAGCGUCGACAGGUGUCGUCCCGAGGAUCUUUCACUGCCUCCUGGGUUCCCUGCAGGAAGUCACGAUCUUCGGGAAGCUAGGAUUCUGCUCCUCUUUGUAUUUGGAACUGUCCUGCUCCUGGGUGUCCUGAGCCUCCUCGUGGACCUCCUUCCCUUCCCUUCCAAGACCCCCCCCCACCUCUGUCUUCCCUCAGGUCCCAUCUCCUCAAAUCAAAAAAUGACUUAUGAAGACGCUGACAGAUCCCAGCCCGCAGUUGUGAAGAGAAUACACCCACAACUUCCACUUCCCUUGGGUGGUUGGAACCAGCCAGCCCCAAAAGUUCAGUCUUCCAGACUCUGAAACCCAGAUGUCCCCAUGAUCCCAAUGUCAGAGGGCCUCCAGGGAACCAGGCACCCACAGCUGGAAAGUUCCUCCCCCCAGCCCUCAACCAAUCAGAUAGGGCAAUCACCAAUGCCAGGAAAAUAUCUACAGAAGGAAAGAAUCCCCUCCACAUGCACUACCACUCCCAUACUCCUUUCUGCCUGUUCCCAGAAAGCGGGGGUUGUCUGCCCCAGAAGCUACUCUUGGCCCUCCUAUGACUGAUUGGGAAUCCGGGAAUGAGUGUUCUGGAAAAUUCCCUCCUUCUUCCAGGGAGACCACAUCAGUCAGUCUGUUGGCAUGCUCUCCCUCCAUUUAACAUUGUGAAGCCUUGGCCUCCCACAGAGGCUUCCCUUCUGCCAGAUCCAACUAAACGUGCUGUGAAAUGGCUUCCACCCCUGCCUGGCCUCUAUCUGCAACUGGAGUGGGAGGACAUGAAACUCAGUGGAGCACAGUGGUUCUCACCUGGGAGUAUUUUGCACCCCAGGAGACAUUUGACAACAUCUGGAAACAUUUUUGAUGGUUUUGAUUGGCGAGGUGGGGGUGGGGUUAUGCUACUGGCAUCUAGUGGGUAGAGACCAAGGAUACUAUUCAACAUCCUAAAACGCAUAAAAGAGUCCUCCACAACAAGAAAUUAUCCAGCCCAAAAUGUCAAUAAUUUGUGGUUGAGAAAUCCUUAUGUUUGGUCCCCUGGCUAUCAGGGGUUUUGGUUUGGG